GCACCAGCUGCUGCCUGCCUGUCCCUCCCCAUCCACCACUACCAAACCCUCCAGGACGUGGCUGGAGGCAGCACGCUGACUGAUCGCCUCAAGCAGGCUGUGGGCUCGCAGCAGCAGCAGCUCGCUGCCUCUGACAUCACUCCUGGAGCUCACGUCCCACUCCGAGCUCCCUUCGUUAGUCGGUCUGUCGGUCGAUAGAGGAGGCAGGAGACGCUGCGAAGAGGAUCGGUGAGGAACAGAACGAAACAGAGGGGCUACAUCAUGAAAUUCUCCCCUGCUUAUUACUUGCUGCUGCUUUUUCCUGCACUGGUCUUCAGUGCUAGACAGGGUUAUGAAGAACUGGAGAGACAACUGAAAGAAGUCUUUAAGGAAAGAAGCAAUAUUCUUCGUCAGCUGUUAAAAACUUCCAAAGAACUUGAGGGAAUUAAGGUAAAUCUCCAGUCUUUGAAAAACGAUGAAGCAUCAGCCAGAAGUGAUGUGCAGAAACUUCUGGAACUGGGCCAAAAGCAAAGGGAAGAAAUGAAAUCUCUCCAGGAAGCCUUUCAAAAGCAGCUUAAUGAGGCAGCUGAGAAAGCAGAAAAGCAGCAGGCUACUAUUAACUUUUUGAAGACUGAAAUGGAAAGAAAGAGCAAAAUGAUCCGUGCCCUCCAAAACGAGAACAAAAGCCUCAAAAACAAGCUCCUGUCAGGAAACAAGCUUUGUGGUAUUCACACAGAAGAGUCAAAAAAGAUCCAAGCCCAGCUGAAAGAACUUCGUUAUGGGAAAAAAGAUUUGAUUUUUAAGGCACAACAGCUAACAGAUCUAGAGCAGAAACUAGCAGUAGCAAAAGACGAAUUGGAAAAGGCCGCCCUUGAUGAAGAGUCACAGCUGAAAGCUCUGAAGGAGACUGUGAAGCUUUGCCUGUCCUUCGUUCUGCAUAAUCAGCCUCCUGCCAACCAUCGAGUCCCUACAAAACCAGUAGAGAAGCUGACAUCUGUGGCUACAAAGGGCUCAAAAGUUCAAUUUCCAGUGACAAGCACCAAGCAAAAUACCUCAGUGGAGAAAGAGAGUCUUCACAUGACCUCAAGAAAGGAAGAAAAUCAGAGCAUCCAGGAGUGCGAUUCUCAAGAUGUUGGCAAGACGUGUUUGGGGAAUCGCAAUAAUUCAGCAUCUCAAUUGAAGACAGCAGAAACAGAGACAAGCUUUCAGAUGUUGCGCAACCCUCUGUGGAUUAAACCUGAAGAGGAAAAAUUACCUGAAAGAAGUGAGAAAAAGUCUGAAGAUUCUGUUAGCGCAAAAGAAAAGAAACUCUAAUUACUACUAAUACUCUAAAUACUACUUUGAAAAUGUUCAUCACUUGCUACCAUCUUCGUAUUCUUUUGAGACCAGAGGCAUGAAUAGUACCAGUUUUCUAAAGCAUGCAUUUCCACCAUUUUAUGAAUGUUUGUAAACUAGUCCAGAAUAGACCAAUCAAUACCUUUCAGCAAUAAUCCAAAAUGGAUGUUUGGAAAAAUGCUUUGUAAUAUAGUCCAGUUUUUCAACUGCUAUUCUACCUGACUAGUAAUUGCAGACAGUAUAUUAGUUUAUUUCUUUAAAAAAACAAAACAAAAAAGAAAAAAAAAAACUAAUUCUUGGGUAUUCUCUCAGCCUGAUCUAUUUCAUGAAACUUUGUUGCAGCUAAAGUUUUAAAUCAAGAUUAAAGGGUGGUGAAUGUUGAAAAAAAAAAAGACAAAUCUGUGUAAACCUAGUUGAAGUGCAAUGUAAUUCUUAAGAUCAAAUGUGAUAAUGGGACAGUAAUGCUCCAUGUAUACUUAACUUUGAGUGAUACCAUUUCAAAUCUGCUUACUUAUACAAUAAAACACGUUUGGUUGCUAUUUUUUCUAACUUGUUGU
Messenger RNA from Meleagris gallopavo (turkey), 1871 nucleotides. RefSeq names its product leucine zipper protein 2 (gene LUZP2). Lineage: Eukaryota; Metazoa; Chordata; Aves; Galliformes; Phasianidae. The record is from RefSeq and is a predicted model, not a curated record.